AUGGAGAUAUUGGACAGCGAGUGGAAGGAGGAGCUGGAGUUGGAGGGUUCAGCCGCUGCACAAGUUCUUACAAACAUCAGCCAGGAUGGUGUUGCAAACUUCACCAACAUUACCUUCUUUCCUUACUAUCAGCACACCAUGUACGUGGCUGCCAGCUACAUCCUGGCCUAUUUCUUCAUCUUCGUGCUGUGUAUGGUGGGAAACAUCCUGGUGUGUCUGAUCGUACUGGGAAACCAUCGUAUGCGUACGGUGACAAAUCUCUUCAUCCUCAACCUGGCAAUCAGUGACCUACUGGUGGGCAUCUUCUGCAUCCCUACAACACUAGUGGACAACCUCAUCACAGGCUGGCCCUUUUCCAACUCUGUCUGCAAGAUAAGUGGUUUUGUGCAGGGCGUCUCUGUAUCUUCAUCAGUCUUUACCUUGGUGGCCAUUGCUGUUGAAAGGUUUCGCUAUAUCGUGUACCCUCUACAACCCAAACCGACCAUUCCCGUUGCCAAGGCCGCCAUAAUGUUGAUCUGGGUGCUUGCGGUGGCGUUUAUGUGUCCUACUGUAAUGGCUCUAACUGUGGAGAAAGUCCCUCACCACUACAUGGUGUAUGACGACGACUUCAACAACACCCUUCCGCUUUACACCUGCUUCGAGGACUUCACCAAUGGCAAGAUGAGAAAGGUAUACACGGCCGUUCUGUUCACUCACAUCUACCUGCUGCCUCUGACCUUCAUCACGCUGAUGUACGGAAGCAUCGGGGUCAAACUGUAUUUGUCUGUGGUGGCGAACAGAGAGCUGCAGCUCAACGACCGCUCUGUCCAGGUGAGGUGUCGAAGAGGGGGACAGCAAAUGGUAUCGCAGAAGAAGAUCAGGGUGAUAAAGAUGCUCAUCAUGGUGGCUUUGGUUUUCUUGUUAUCCUGGUUGCCGCUGUGGACUCUCCUCAUGAUGGCAGACUAUGCAGGUUUGAAGCGGGAUCAGCUGGACCUUCUGACCAGCUACAUUUUCCCCUUCGCCCACUGGCUGGCUUUCUCCAAUUCUAGCAUCAACCCCAUUAUCUACGGCUACUACAAUGAGAACUUUAAGAGGGGCUUUCAGGCGGUGUGCAAGUCCAGGCCCUUCUGCUGCUUCCUGCAGUGUGACCUGUGGAAGAGAGUGGUCGAGUGGUCCAGGAAAGGAAAGUCUGUGCAGCCUUGUGGAGGUAGUGAUGCUAGAGCUAACAACAGCAAUCCCAACGAUCUUUCAUUGGGAUUACAAAAUCAACUCCGCAAUGACAACAAGUCGACGGUCACGGCAGAGUUGUACAGGAACGUAAGGGUGGACAGUGUGGUAGGCCAGUCCGAUAAGAGCACUUCAGGUUGUGGUUUAGAAAUGUUAGCUGUAAACAAGAAAGUCAAUAACACUGAGGAAUCAGACAGGGUUACUUCGAUGGCUGUUUCAGUGCAUCAGGCAUGGGAUAACUGA
Messenger RNA from Sphaeramia orbicularis (orbiculate cardinalfish), 1449 nucleotides. It is a transcript of the gene npffr1l2, whose product is annotated as neuropeptide FF receptor 1 like 2. Gene Ontology annotation, cellular component: plasma membrane. The transcript has 3 exons. Gene Ontology annotation, molecular function: neuropeptide receptor activity; peptide binding. The record is from RefSeq and is a predicted model, not a curated record. Bases 1 to 1449 code for a protein of 482 amino acids. Gene Ontology annotation, biological process: cellular response to hormone stimulus; G protein-coupled receptor signaling pathway. NCBI's taxonomy places the organism in Eukaryota, Metazoa, Chordata, Actinopteri, Kurtiformes, Apogonidae.